GUCAACACUAGACCAGCCACCUCUCAUCGUUCGGUGUUUCAUACCCAGUUUCACCUUUACGAAUAAAAUUUUAGGAACUGUUCCAAAAGUUUAUUUGUGCACUUUUAUUAUUGUAAGGGCUUGCAUACAAAUAACGGGGCGUACUGUAUAUAAAAUGACUCGGACAGUCAUUCUCGAAAUAUAAAACACUCAGUGCAAAAUUACACUAUCGGCUACAGUUCGUCCCGAGUAAGCAAAUAAUCAAAAUUCUACAAUGAAAGUCACUAUUACUACUCUAAAUGACGAGAUUUUUGUCUUGGAUGUCUCCGAAGACCUGGAGCUGGAGAAUUUCAAGGCAUUCUGCGAGAUUGAAUCCGGUUUUCCUGCGAAAGACAUCACUCUAAAUUUCAACGGCAAGCCGCUUCUGGAUGACAAAAAGUCGUUGAAAGACCACGGCGUGCAUGAUGGAGACGUUAUCGUAUUACUGCAUAUGGUCCAGUCGGCUUCGAAUCUCAAUGUGAAUGAUGCUAACCAAGCAUUACCAACUGGUUUAGCCAAUUUAGACUUCAGCAACAUUCAGGUGCCACCUGAGGCAAGCUCUUCAAUGGCUGCAAGAAAUCCACCUGUGGAAGAGGACCCUCGCAUAAUUAGGGAGAUGUUCCUUGCCAAUCCUGACCAGCUGGCAUUACUUAAACAAAAUAAUCCCCGAUUGGCUGAUGCAUUGCUCAGUGGUAAUCUCGAUACUUUUGCUUCAGUGCUUCGAGAACAAAUAUCUGCUAGGACUGAACGCCAACAACAGCGAAUAAGAAUGAUGAAUUCUGACCCCUUCGACACUGAGGCUCAAAGAAUGAUUGCUGAGGAAAUACGCCAAAAGAAUAUUGAAGCCAAUAUGGAAGCUGCCAUGGAGUACAAUCCGGAAACAUUUGGAACUGUUGUCAUGCUUUACAUCAACUGUCAUGUGAAUGGCUUCCCCGUGAAGGCUUUUAUAGAUUCUGGUGCACAGACGACUAUCAUGUCUGCUGCUUGCGCGGAACGCUGCAACAUCAUGCGACUCGUUGAUACCAGAUGGGCCGGCAUAGCAAAAGGUGUCGGCGUUCAGCGCAUCAUAGGACGUAUCCAUAUGGUGCAAAUGAGAAUUGAAAAAGACUUCCUAACUACUUCAUUCUCAGUAUUGGAAGAACAACCUAUGGAUAUGUUGCUAGGUUUGGACAUGCUCAAAAGACAUCAGUGCAAUAUUGACUUGAAACGGAAUGUCCUUCGUAUAGGGACUACGGGUACGGAGACGCUAUUCUUAUCAGAAUCUGAUCUGCCGGAGUGCGCCAGGCUCUCUGGCUACUCGGAAGAUGAAAUCGUGAACCAAUCGGUGAGGGAUCACGAGGAGCGCCAAGUGAAAGAGGCACUGGAGAAAUCAAAGCAAGACAAUGCUGCUGGGCUAUCUAUCAGGCCAACUACCAGUGGCCAAUCCACUUCCACUGCAACACAAGCUGGUGGCCAGAGAAUUGGACUCGUCGAUCCUAGUCAGACCAUUCUGCCAACUGAUGCUUUUGGCGAAACCGAGGUGGAAGAAAUAGUAGGCUUUGGAUUCACUCGGGAGCAGGCUAUCGUCGAACUGCGACGGUUUAACGGAGAUAAGGCCCAGGCAAUGGUCGCACUAGUUGCAAAGUCACUGAAAUUCUGAUGUUUACUGAAAGCUUUGCGUGAUCGCAUUGCAGGACUAUUUGAUCUGUUGAGUACCCUCGAAGUACCUACAAUCAUGUAGGCGUAUUUGGUGAAGUGAAAUACGAUCAACUACCGUUAAUAUUGUUUGCUGGCAUGAAUGUAGCUUGUUCUAUGGAAACGUUAAUUUUAAUCAUUGUAGUAAUUAUAUUAUAAAAUUGGCCGUAAUAAAUUACUGGCGUUACUCUAUGUGAUUUCGGUGUUUACUGUAGUUCACUUCUUGUAAAGUAAAACUUUACCAAAUGUGAAGGGAAGACUGUUUUAUCGAUAUUAUUUUGACGAUAAGACGGCAAAUUUGGAUCAAAUAGUUCGCGUAAUAUAAGUUUAUAUGUAUCAGCCCGAUUUUUUGUGGCAUAUUACAAUGUCUAUGUAUCCAUAAUUAUACAAUUAUAACCAUUCAUAGUAGAUUAUAAGUGCACCGCUCUGAUUUAUGUAUUGAUUGGAGUUUAAUAAUUACAGGAACAUUUGAUAUUAUAAUUAAUGGACAUGUAGUCAGCAGGUGUGUUUUUGUAUGUUUUAUACUUUUUCUGUUGCUGUGUCUACAUUGGCAGCUUAAUAGACUCGUCUUCUAACGUAUGUAUUCGAAAUUGAAUUCGAAUAGAGUAUUUCUUAAUCAAUAGAUUGAUUUUCCCAUUAUAUCCGGGUGACACAUAGGUUGUUAUUGUAACUUGUAUUUGUAAUAAUAUAAUUCAUAUCAUCUGUGUAUUGUUUAAGUGUAGGAUGUAUUCUUAUGCGUCCUAAUUAAAUGUCAGUAGAAGUAUUAUAUCGUAUAAUCAUAAUAUAAACAUGUUUAUAGACUGAACAAGCCUAUCUUAGCGGAAUAGGGAUAUUUUCGGAGAUUGGCAAUCUGGAAUGGAGGCUCAUGUAGGACUCGCGUAUUUCUUAAUGCUUCAUGGUCCUCAACGACUUGACUUAACACUUUCAGCCUAAAGUAACGUUACAGUUUGUGAAAAACAAUGUUAUACAAAACUCUUUAAAGAUAUUCUUAAUGACGUCCUGGUGGUCUAGUGGUUUAGUACACCGUUUUACGUCUGGUGGUCGCGGGUUCGAUUUCGCGUACGGUUAACAUUUGUAGUCAUAGUCAUCAGAGUAUGAUUGUUUGCAUCUGUCUAGGUGUACCCUGUGUAUAUUGUUUGUGUAUUUACAAAAAAAUAUCUAUGUAUUAAUAUCAGUUGUCGAGUACCCCAUAACACAAGUUGUGCUUACCGUGGGAUUAGAUGUUUGUUUGUUUAUUUAUUCAGAAAGCUCACACCAAUUUUAACACGAACAAGUUACAUCAUACUUGUCUGUAUGUUUUGUCAUGUCUUGAAGAAAAUGUAGUGUUAUGUUUAUUAUUCGAGUUUCUAAUUUUACUUUACGUAUACACCGACUUUUUUUUACUUCCGUGGUAUUCUCGUGUACGUCAGGAUUAUAUUAUUUUGUUUUAACAACAGGUGAUGAAGAAUGUGCAAUUUCUAUAUAAGCAGGUAUAUAAGAAAAAUUCUUCUCAUUCUUCAUAGAAAAAAAAUAUUCUAUGUAUGUUUUUUUUAUUAUUCACAGUUUACAUAAUUUUUUUGGUCCCUUACCCGGUAAAACUUAUAUAGGGGUCGUCUACAGGCAUAUAGUUCUCCCUUAGUUACAAUGUCUAAUUGUAAUAUGUAAAAAUACGGGUAUUCAUUACCCCAUUUACAAUAAUAUCAUUGCAAAAUAAUAAAGAAACAUUUGUUUAAUAGGUACAAUCCGAGAAAAAAGUACAUCAUAUUUUUUUGGUAUCUUGUAAGAUUUUGUUAAUACAAAUAAUUUAUAUAAAAAGAUUUAUAUCUAUUCUAUUUUUAUUAUUGUGAUUGGCUUGUCUUCGUCAUUGCUAUUAAAAAAAUAAUAAUUAAUAGUUUUAAAUGCUGGUAGAAUAUUAAAAUUCUACAAGAUUUAUGAUAUUUAAAAUAGAUUUUGAAUAUUCCUUUAUAUACAUAUUUUAGUUUCAAUUCUUCAAUUUAUAUUAUUUUUUGUUGUAUAGUUAUAUCACUAUAAAAUAAUUAAUUACUCCUAUAAACAGCCACAUAGUAUUAUCCCAAGCCAUCCAUUGAUUUUUCAAUGCAAGUUCAACAACACUUAGUUGUCAAUUAAUUUAACGGACCACGAUAUACCUACCUAUACUAAAUGACAUAUGAAGAUAAUAAUAUUUUUAUUGAAAAUAUAAUUAAUUUUAAUUGGUACUUGAUUAUCUCUUCGAGAUAUUGUGAAUUUAUACAAAUAUUAGGUACUUUUAGACUAUAGCGUCGCUGUUCAGAAUAUUUCUCUAUUUCGGCGCAAAUUUAGUAAUUGGCUGGGUUGAUUUUAAUAAUUUUUUAUUGAGUAGUCAAAACUAAUAUUUAAGUAGCUAAAUUUGAUUAAAUUAUAAUUUAAGAAUGAAGUGACGUAAACUCGAGGUACUUUAUGAUUUUGUAAGCAGGCUCAAAGUUUCCUUCCUGUAUACUAGGUGUAUGCAAUUAUACAUGAUCAACCAUUGAUUGUUAAAUCGUCAAGUCAUAACGAACAAAGAUUCACUUUAGCAUUAAUACUAUUAGCAAUAAUUUAUAAUAUAUAGGUAUUUGCUGGUUGCGAUCUAAAUUAUUACUCUUGCCAUUGUAAUCGUGGGCUAUCUUUGGGUAUAAAAUAUUCUUAAGUAAAUAAAUUUCAUGGACCAUUUUUCGCUAAUGUAUUAAAAUUUAUUUAAGACUAUAUCCUCAUUUUCGAACGACCGCAAGAGAAUUUUGCUAUUUAUACUUAUCGAUAACUUACAUCUGUAAUCCCACAAUGUAUUUUUAUUAAUAAGCAUUCGUUGUUAAGAUAGGUGUUUAUUACCGGAUUAAUACCUAAGUAAUAAUAUAGUUGAUUGUACUCUUAAUGUAUAUUGACUGCAAGGUAAAUUUGCUUUUUUUCAAGCUGUGGCUCUAUGUAAAAUUUAUUAUAUUAUCAUUGUUUUAUGCUAAUGCAUACUUAUUUCUACAACUAUUGUCUUUUGAGAUAACAAUUUGUGUACCUCUGCUUAUAAGAAUUCGGGCAGUAUUACUGGGUUUAUUAUUAAUACAUUCAUAAAGUGUUUACAUAUAUUAAUAUAAAACUUAGAUAAAUUAGAAUUUAUGUUGAUUAUUUUGUAUGUUUUCAUUCUAAAUGAUUAAACGGUUCGAAAUU
Molecule: messenger RNA, 4845 nt
Organism: Achroia grisella
Lineage: Eukaryota; Metazoa; Arthropoda; Insecta; Lepidoptera; Pyralidae
Gene: rngo
Product: protein DDI1 homolog 2
Exons: 10
Coding region: 254-1657 (467 amino acids)
Biological process (GO): proteolysis
Molecular function (GO): protein binding; aspartic-type endopeptidase activity
Source: RefSeq, a predicted model, not a curated record